Tigriopus californicus is the source of this 941-nucleotide messenger RNA. RefSeq names its product influenza virus NS1A-binding protein homolog. Lineage: Eukaryota; Metazoa; Arthropoda; Copepoda; Harpacticoida; Harpacticidae. The record is from RefSeq and is a predicted model, not a curated record. The transcript has 2 exons. Gene Ontology annotation, molecular function: protein binding. The coding region runs from base 109 to 849 and encodes 246 amino acids.
CCAUUAUUGACUUGGAAAAGGGACUACUUAUACCUGUGUCACGGGGAGAUAUUCCGCCUAUUGCAAUCCCUCCAGUACCACCAACUAGAUUGCAAACACAGUUUGGAGAUGGAUAUUUUGGUUUGUUAUGAUGUGUCUAAAGAGUGCUUGCGUUGGGUUGAACAUACCAACCAAUGGAUGGCUUUUGCCUCGUUGAAGGAGGUCCACAUAUCAGGAUCCAUGGACGUGGUUGGAGGGAAGGCAAUGGUGAUUGGAGGAACUUACGGGGAAAAUCGGAACCAUGGGGUGAUGGAGAUCUAUGACCCGAUUGGGCGCCAAUGGAUUACAGGGCCUACCCUUUUACCUGUUCGUAGAGUACACAGCACGGUAGUACUCAAUCAGACCGCCUUGGUAGUCAUUGGCGGCUACAACUCCAACCACAUGAUCAAAUCUGUAAAAAUUCUGGAUUCUAUUGCGAUGACUUGGGACGAUCUCGAUGAUCUUCCAGUGGCAGCAUAUAACAUGGCGUGUGGUGUGGUCAACAACACAACCUUGUUAUGCGUUGGUGGGGCAUCUCCAGGUGCAAUUGUGAACACUGCCUAUGGCUUGGACAUGGACGCAGCUAAUCCCAAAUGGACGAGGAGGGCAAUGUAUGAUAUUGAUGAACCCGGCUUAGUGGGAUUUAUGUUCCAUUUGAGAGACUACGUUUAUUGCGUGACUCUACGGACAACUGGGUUUGAGGGAUUGACAAAGCUACGAAGAAUGAGUUUGACGGAUGCUAGUCCCAAAUGGGAAGUGAUGGAACACUUUUCAGUUCCGAGAGCUUUUGUGGCGUCUUAUGUAACAAAUGGAUAUGUCAUUCAGCCUUGAAAAUUGGGGCAAAAUAGAUAGCAAAUCCAUGUUUGAUUCAUUGCAACAUUUGAGUCUGAUCAUGGGCCAAAGUAAGUAUCAGGUCAAAUGAA